Molecule: messenger RNA, 5850 nt
Organism: Ostrea edulis (European flat oyster)
Lineage: Eukaryota; Metazoa; Mollusca; Bivalvia; Ostreida; Ostreidae
Product: E3 ubiquitin-protein ligase Midline-1-like
Exons: 4
Coding region: 149-2515 (788 amino acids)
Biological process (GO): positive regulation of DNA-templated transcription
Cellular component (GO): nucleoplasm; chromatin
Molecular function (GO): metal ion binding; ubiquitin-protein transferase activity
Source: RefSeq, a predicted model, not a curated record
AAUAUCUCUUAGACAGUGGAGGUCCUAUGUCACGGGAGGCGUCGGGACGAGUGCUUUAAAGGCACAGCUUAUUAUGAACGAUAACUCUGACGUAAUAACAAGAUCAGUCACGUCCCAACUAUGAGGUACCUGUAACAACUCGAGAAAGAUGGCAGCAUCAGGUGUAAAAGACUCUAUCAAUGAGAUUGAGAAUAUUUGUGAGUGUUCCAUAUGCUGUAAUACGUAUGAUGAGGACAACCACGUGCCCAGAAUCUUGCCCUGCACCCAUACGUUUUGUACUGAUUGUCUAUCGAAACACUGCUCCCGUCAGAAAAUCGCUUGUCCACUCUGUAAUAAGGUUCAUAAAAUCAGUAAUAAGAAUAUCCUUAUUUUCCCCAAAGACAACACGAGGCGUGAGUUGAAGAGUGUGCUUGAAAAGCUUUCCAAAGUUUUAUGCGGGGUUUGUGGACAACAUGAUAAAAAUAGUUACUUCUGCCUUAGUUGUGACAUUCGCAUUUGUCCUAGAUGCUAUGGAGAGAGAAAGGUUACGACCUGUCGAAAUCAUAGACUUGAUCGUAAGAACGAUUCUCAAUCUGCCUCCAAUGAAUUAUCUAAAAAGGAUUUAUCUAGGAUUGUCUGUCUUCUAAAUGGACACGAGAGAAACGAAAUGAAAUUUUACUGUACGGAAAGAAAUUGCUGUAAGACUGUAUGCGCCAAUUGCAUUGUUGAAUUUCAUUCAGAACAUAUCCAUUUGGUUAAACCUGUGAAACAUGAAUACGAAGCUCGCAAAAAUCAUUUGCGGGAUAAAUGUAAUAGAACUAAAAAAAAGAUUGACGCCGCAAAGCACACUCUGACCGAGCUUGAUAGAGAAACACUGGCAAUGACGAGUAACUUUGAUAGAGGCAAAGUAAAACUGGACAUGGCUACGAGGAAAGGGAUUCAAUAUAUGGAACAAUACAAGGAACUGGAAAACAUGAGAUGGUCUAAGAAGCUGAGGGAUAAUCUCAGUAACCUGACAAAAUGCCGGGAAUGUUUACAGAAUUUUAUUGACAAUGCAACAGAAUGCUGCACUAUUUCGGAGAGGUCAAUGGCAUCAAAAAAUAUUUCCGAGUUUUUGUCAACAGAAAAAAAACUUUCACAAAACUUUGACUGUUUUACCGAGAUGACUGUUGAUCAAGAUAUCAAAAAGCUAACUCCCAGUCAGGCAUUCCAAAUGAGAGAAACCAUUAAAGAAAUAGAAAUUAAGUCCAAAGGGCUGACGGUUCCACUAGGUGCCUUUCUUCGACUUCAAGCACAUAUAUUCGAUGAUGAACAGUCAAUCCGACCUUUUUAUAAAGGUGUUGGAAUUGCAGUCAUUGUGGCACUUCUAGCAUUCCUCCUUGUUCAGUCUGUAGCUUACCCACAUUCAAUGGAUGAACAUCGUGAUGAUUCGUUUAUGGAGUUCUCAAACAGUACGGAUUUCAUUUGCCAAUCUCUCGAUUUAAAAGUGGCGUCCAAUGUCCCUCUGGAUGACUUAUCACAGACAUGCGGCAAAGGACGUCCUUUUUACGUUUACAAUGGGGCAUUUUCUAAUAGAUACCUGACUAUUUUCAAGAAUGAUUCAAUUGCGUUCAUAAUCGAUGUUCGUAAGAUAGAGACGUCUUCUACGUUAUUUGAAUUUGGAUUGUCCCGAGGCUCAGUGUCCAGGAGGGAUUUGCUAGGACCCCCUUCUAGGGAGUACAUUGGUUGGGUUUUAAAACGGUGUGACCACAGCAGACAAUAUAGUCUAAUUAAUACCAAUGGGCAUAUAUUAAAAUCAAAAAUGAAUAUCAUAUCCAACAGAUGUUUUAAAUUCAAAGUUGAGCUAUCUAGAAACAGAAGUGUUGUUCUAAGGUUGUUCGACGACCGCGAAAACAAACUUAAAUAUAUUGACGAUCAAAGAUUACCUUUUCGCAGUUAUAAAGGACUUUUCUUUCUAAAACUCGCAAAUUCAAAUGAAGCAAAUAUAACAGCCAGAGUCAUCAGUAAAAAUCUAUGUUUUGAUCGAUCAACUUUAUAUCAUGGGAUGUUUAUUUCUAAAAAUAACAAAGAGAUUUCUAACAACCCAUCCGCUGCGUCAACAGAAAAACACGUGGCCAAAAACAGUGUUUACCAGGACAUAGUAUUACGUAAUUGCAGUCAAAAGUGUAUAUAUGUUUUGGAGUUCAAAUUCAAAGAAUCAAAACCAGGCAGUAUGUUGUCAUUGUAUUUGAUGAAUUCAAGGUCCAUUUCUUUGAAUCACGUCCAUGAUUUAUUUGUGUUUUCAUAUGGAACAUCACUUAAUAACCUAACAUUACCUAAUAAGGGAUAUUACGAACUAAAUCAUGUGAGGGAAUGGUACCCAUUAAUCAUCGUUAUAGAUAAAAAGUUAAAAUCGAUCUCUUUCUAUUAUUCUCCAUUCAUGUCAAGUACACAAAAUAAACACCUUAUAGGUAGGAAUGAUCCAGUGUUGAGGUGGGUUUUUCGCGAUCCUAGUGCGGAAUGUAUCAUUAAAGCUGGCCUGCAUGAUUAUAGAUAGUAGAAUUCUCUGUGUCCGCCAUAUUUCACUGCUUAUCCGCCAUAUUAGAUUAAUGUGAUAUUGUUAUAUGUAGCAGGGUUCGAAUGAUAUAUAAGGGGAUGAGUUUUGCUACGCUUUACUUCACAUCAGUGUUUCCGAUUUACCUGUGUGGGUAGCUUCGACAGGUAACGCGUACAUCUCCGAUACUAAGGUAUAGGGCAUCACAAAGAAACGAAAUCACGUUUUAGUACACAAUGCAGUGCUCAAAAUUAAAAUUAAAAUAUUUUACAGUACGAUUCUAAAAUCUUUGUAUAAAUAAAUUUAGAAUGACUUUUCUUUACCUGAAUGUUCGUACAUUUGCAUUAAACAUGUCAAAAUUAUACAAAAAACGCGGCGAAACAUAUCAUUUAUUAUCUAUUGAUAGAGUGGAAUAAGCAUUUACGUUUCAUUCACUUUUACCUUACGUCAACAGACAAUUAGGUCCACAUCAUAUUCGCACAAAGCUUUACUCUGUUCCAUUGAGAGUUUUACAUGCGUUAUUUGAAGAAGCCACAGGUAGUCUAUACUUGGAUUUUUCAACACCUGAAUAUAGACUGAACUCUAUGAUAUUGGAUAUUGCCUACCACGGGUCAUGGAUGAUAUUCUUUCCAAAUCAUGCCGUCAGUUCAUUAAGCUCAAAUUUACAAUCAAAGGAGUAGAAGCCGUCAAUAUAAGCAACAUUCUUCGCCAUAAAAGAGUUCAGUCAAGUAUUCCAACUUAUUUGAAGUUCAAGUCUAUAUCCAGUAUUUCCUACAAAUAUACUUAUACUAUUGCAUCUAAACUUUUUAAUUAUAAACAAACUUUGCAGCGCCUAGAUAUAGAUUAUUUUAUACUCGUACUUUGUCCACCUACAUGUUCUUGUUCUUCGUCUUCUUUCAACUCUAGUCCAGCUGGACAUGUCAUUACUGGUGAUGUUGAUAUCAUUUUAAAUUAGGACCUUAAAUCACUUAUUCUAAAAGGCCUCAAUACAGAGAUUCUUGGUCUUUCAAUUGGCGAUAGAACUUCAUCUCUAUAAUGAAUUCUGUCGAAGAUUAUGCCAGACGAUGAGCUAAAUAUGAAAAUGAACUUCAUAUAUUGUAAGAAUGGAUUAAAAGUAUAAGAGGAAUAUUAAAAUCCCGUAUUAGACACAUAAAUACAAAAGUACGUACCAUCUCUCCUUCUGUGUUUAGUAAACCAGAAGUGAUAAAAGAAUUAGGUAGGUUACACGAGAAAUAUGUUUUGGUUCCAGCUGACAAAGCUUGUAACAACAGUCUUUGUUUGUAUGGCUCAUUAUUACAACUGUAUUUUAAAAGAACUUGGCAUUAACUCCACUUUUGGUAAUCGUACUUAUACUCCAGCUGCCUUAUCAAAAGAUGAAAUUCUUCAAAACCAAGCUUCAGUUUUAGACCCUUUUAAUAUCCCAGUCAAUGGGUCGGAUGAAUAUGAGUUACCGUACCUAUACUGGAUUCCUAAACUUCAUCAUGCAUAACACGGAAAGAUCUUGACUGUAUAUUCAUACAAGUUGGCAUUGCGAUUAGAAAUAUAUAAUUGAUGAAAUUUUCAUAUUCAAUGGUUAUGAAUUUCUUGCACUAUAUUCUACCAUCUUAUAUAAAAGGAAAAUAUUUCUUGAUAAAAAUAGAUAUAAAAUCCACAAUCGUUAUGUCAUUUCAUAAGAAGGCUCUGUAGCAACACAAAAUGUAAUAACGAAGCAGAAUGUAAAAAAAAAUAACUGUUAUUGUAUUCAAUUACUACAUUUAUGCUAAUUUGACACUCAUCUAUGACAUUUUGCGUUAUUACCUUCUUCGUUGAACUCGACGCAAAUUUCACUGAUACAAAAUGCAGUAAUGUCAAGUCAUGUGGUAAAUUCGAUGGAUUUUUUAGUUAAUAUUUCAAUAACGAAACUCGCCUUAUGCAAGGUGAAGUGUUAUCACCCAUACAUUUUGCUUUAUAUGUAAAUUAUUUUGAAAUAAGGUUUAUACGUGAAAAUUGUGCAAGUAUAGUAUUACAAUUAAUUGAUAUUUUUCUUUUAAUGUAUGCCGAUGACAUGGUGACUUUGACCGAGACACCAGAUGCUUUGCAGGAAAUGUUGAAUGCAUUACAUGUUUAUACAAAAUAUUGGAAUUUGACUGUGAACAUAUCAAAAACAAAAGUUGUUAUUUAUAGAAAUGGGGGCAUUAUAAGGAAUAAUGAAAAAUGGAUUGAUGAUAAUCAAAAUAUUGAAGUUGUUAAUAAUUUAACUAUUUGGGAAUGUUGUUUAACUAUAAUUGAACAUUUUUACAAACACAAAAGCAUGUGGCAGAACAAUAUAUUGAAAAGUCAUUAAUUUGAUGUAGAAACACAAUGUUCUGUAUUUGAUACUUAUGUACAUAGCAUUCUUUCAUAUGCAUGCAAAAUUUGGGGUUUUCACACGGUACCUGAUGUUGAAAAGGUUCAUAUUAUGUUUUGUAAAAAGUUAUUGGGAGUGAGUAAGCGUACAAAUAAUUGUGUUAUUUAUUGUGAAUUAGGACGGUUACCUCUAUAUGUCAGAAGAAAAAUGUGCAUUUUCAAAUACUGGUUAAAACUAAAAAAAAUACAAAUAAUUGUAUUUUAAAGGGAUGUUUUGAUUAACAACAGUUGGGUUAUUAUUUUUAAAUAAAAAUUGUCUGAAUUGGGAUUAACAUUUUUAUGGGAAGAAUCAGGAAGUGGCCAGCAUACAUACAAGGUAAUUAAACAAAAAUUGUCAGAUAUAUAUAAGCAAAAUAUUUUUUCGUCCUUUUCAAAUUCACCAAAAUGUUGUUUUAUAUCAACACCUUAUUGAUAAUUUUUAUUUACAGUUCUAUCUUUAAAAAAACCGAUUGAUCCCAAUGGCAAGAAAUAUAUAACAAAAUUUCGGACGUUUUCACACUCUUUGAACAUUGAGAAGGGCAGGCAUAAAAAUAUUUCAAGAAGUAAUGGGUUUUGUACACUUUGUAACCUGAAUGAGUUAGAAGACGAAUUUCAUUUUAUUUUAAAAUGUCCUAUUUAUAACGAUUUAAGAAUUAGAUAUAUCAAAAGAUUUUAUUACAAGAAACCCAGUGUCUUCAAAUUAGUAAAGCCUCCUAGUGUAAAUAAUACAAAAGUACUCAAUAAUUUAGGAAAGUUCCUAAAACAGGCUACAAAGUUUCGAUCUUCAUGUAAUUUAUGAAUUCUGUACUCUCUACGGUAUACUAUUCACGUGUACUGUUAUGUGUAUGUUGAAAUGUAUUGAUUAUUGUAUUUGUAUGUCUACUCACCCUCUACUGUCUUAUUUGUAUAAAUUUGUAAAUAUUUUGUAUUUUAACCAAUGAGCUGUAUAACUUAAGGAAAUAAAGAAUCAGAAA